UCCUCCUAGCGUGGGAAAGACGCAAGCUGCCGGCAUCCGAUCCGGGGAUUUAUGCUGCUAAUCUGAUUAGUGUAUGAUGGACGUGUCCAGUUGGAAGGAGAUGGAGGUGGCACUAGUCAGUUUUGACAACGCUGAUCAGAUCGUGGAGGAUCCCUGUUAUUCAAACGACCUCAGUCCCGCCAGCCAGUCGCGGAAAGGGCACCCCAGCUGCGCCAACCUCCUCUCCAACCUGAGAAUCCUCAUCAACAGCGAGAACGCCAACAAUGAGACCAUCUUCUCCAGGUUCUCCGCCGAGUUCAGCGAGCACCUGGUUGGGGAGAGGGUGGGUAUGGAUGAGGGGGACCAACGAGUCAUCAUCAACAUCGCCGGGCUGAGGUUUGAGACGCGGCUCAAGACGCUCAACCAGUUCCCUGAGACCUUGCUGGGGGACCCGGAGAAGAGGAUGCGUUACUUCGACUCCAUGAGGAAUGAGUAUUUCUUUGACAGGAACAGGCCCAGUUUUGAUGGGAUCCUGUAUUAUUACCAGUCUGGUGGGAAAAUACGGCGCCCGGCCAACGUCCCCAUCGACGUCUUCGCUGAUGAAAUCACCUUUUACGAGCUGGGUGAUGAAGCCAUGGACCAGUUCAGGGAGGAUGAAGGGUUCAUCAAGGACCCCGAGACCCUCUUACCAACCAAUGACUUUCAUAGGCAAUUCUGGCUACUCUUCGAGUACCCCGAAAGCUCCAGUGCGGCCAGGGGCGUAGCUUUGGUCUCUGUCCUGGUCAUUGUCAUCUCCAUCAUCAUCUUCUGCAUGGAGACCUUGCCGGAGUUCAGGGAGGAAAGAGAGUUUAAGUCCCCCCAGGAGCUCUCUAGGAAUCUGACAGACACCUUGCUGGCCCACAGUACCUUCACGGACCCUUUCUUCGUCAUAGAGACUGCCUGCAUCAUCUGGUUCUCCUUCGAGCUGUUCGUCCGCUUCAUCGUGUGCCCCAGCAAGACUGAGUUCUUCAGGAACAUCAUGAACAUCAUCGACAUCGUGUCCAUCAUCCCCUACUUCGUGACGCUCACCACCGAGCUGAUCCAGCAGAGCGAACUCAACGGGCAGCAGAACAUGUCCUUGGCCAUCCUGAGGAUCAUCCGGCUGGUCAGGGUCUUCCGCAUCUUCAAGCUCUCCCGGCACUCCAAGGGGCUGCAGAUUCUGGGGCAGACCCUCAAGGCCAGCAUGCGGGAGCUGGGCCUGCUCAUCUUCUUCCUCUUCAUCGGCGUCAUCCUCUUCUCCAGCGCCGUCUACUUCGCCGAGGUGGACGAGCCUCAGUCCCACUUCUCCAGCAUCCCCGACGGCUUCUGGUGGGCCGUGGUCACCAUGACCACCGUGGGCUACGGAGACAUGUGUCCCACCACCUUGGGUGGGAAGAUCGUGGGGACGCUGUGCGCCAUCGCGGGGGUGCUGACCAUCGCCCUGCCCGUCCCCGUCAUCGUCUCCAACUUCAACUACUUCUACCACCGGGAGACGGAGAACGAAGACAAGCAGAUCCUGCCCGGGGAGGUGGAGAGACUCACCAGCGUGGUGACGGGCAACGGCAGCAUGGAGUCCCUCAACAAGACCAACGGGGGUUACCCUCGAGACAAGGCCAAAAAAUGAUGGCCGAGGCCAUGGCAGGACUGGGCACUGGCAGGUGGGAUCGGCUGGAUGAGUUCUAAACCAUCUGCACGCUGUGAUUUAUUUUUAAACCAAAUGUGCUGCUGCUUUUUUUGGGGUUUUUUUGUUUGGUUUUGUUUCAAUCUCUGAUUUCCUGUCGCUAUUCAAAUAAACACCAUCUUUCUUAUCUCUC
Merops nubicus (carmine bee-eater) is the source of this 1811-nucleotide messenger RNA. It is a transcript of the gene KCNA10, whose product is annotated as potassium voltage-gated channel, shaker-related subfamily, member 10. Gene Ontology annotation, cellular component: voltage-gated potassium channel complex; membrane. Gene Ontology annotation, molecular function: delayed rectifier potassium channel activity; protein binding. The record is from RefSeq and is a predicted model, not a curated record. Gene Ontology annotation, biological process: potassium ion transmembrane transport; protein homooligomerization. Lineage: Eukaryota; Metazoa; Chordata; Aves; Coraciiformes; Meropidae.